CAACCAAUCAAAUUGACUAAAUGGACGACAUGCAUCCAUGAUCAAGUCGCCCUACCGAAACUCCCAUGGGCCGUGCUGGGCUGGUCGCACCGUGGUGCUUCGUCCGCAUUGCAUCUCAACCCAUUACAGCUCCAGACGCGCGCAUUACGGUGAAGCGUAGCCCCCAAGCACCCCAUGCGGUUGCUGGCCAUGUCAGCAUUUGCAAGCGGAGGACCUUGAAGCCUGUACACACUACUUGGUCCAGCACGCAGUUCGUUCUCCUGCUGUGCGGUCGCACUAGUCGGCGGGUACGCGGACAUGAAGCUCGCCGUGACGGAGAACGUGAGGGGUGGUCGUGAAGAACACGAUCACGUUGACGCCAGCCAUGUUUCCCUUGCCGCUGCCUUGAGUUUCUGUCCGGCGCGGCGACACAACUGCUUUGCAUGAAUCAUGCAUGCCCGGACACAAGACUUGUCGACCGCUGCUGCAAUGUUCUCCACUUCACGCAAUACAGCAAUCGACUUGGCAAUGCUAACAUUGCAAGAAGUCGAGGGAGGAGCAGCUAUGUCGGUGGAAGAGUCGAAGGAAAUUGAUGUCGAGACGAAUGCGCGACGUGAUUGUGUCUUAAUUUAAAGGGUGGCGACCACGAUAGCCACGAUUCCAAUCGAGAACGUAGCAGCAGCACAGACCGCGCUGCUCGCAACAGGACCGGGUGGGUCGACGAUAUCGCCGUCCUCGCUCGCGACAAACACGUUCGACUUGAUCUCGUCAAACGAAAGCUGCGACUCGUUGAAAAGCACGUUGUUGACGACGAGCGUGUGCCCCAGCGUCAGGUUCUUGUCGGUGACGUUGCCGUACGCCAUGUCUUGGAACAGCGUGUCCGUCGCGUUCAUCGCGUCCAGGGACGGCAGCGCGACCCCGAUCGUGACCUCGACGAACGCCGUCGAGUUGAUGAGCACGUCUCGCGCCUGCAGGGUCACGUUGUCGCGCUGGACCGACGCCGACUUGACGGGCGACAGCGACGACGCCACGGCCGUGGCAAAGUCGUACUCGCCCCCGGACAGACUCGUCGUGUUGGCGCCUUGGAUCAGUACCACCGCGACCACCGAAAACUUGAUCUCGGCCGCAAUCGUUGGCACCAACGUCGUCACCGCCACGGAUGUGUUUACCCCGUUCGUCGGCACGGGCAGCGCCGCUUGCUCCGGCGUCAGCGGGUACGCGGCGGGCCGGCACGACAACACACACCGGCUCGGCUGGCUCAACGCUUGGUUGCACUGGUCGUACACUGGCUGGUAGUACGAAUAGCAGAACGACCGCAGGCAGCUCAGCAGCCCCGGGUAGCAGUAGCACCCAUCGCCGUACACAGCCAGGCAGCGCUGGUAGUUGAGGUAGCAGUAGUUUUGGUAGCACGUGUUGGUGGCCCAAAACACCGGCGAGAUGUAAAUGUAUGGGCGCCACACGGCGACGGGGUAGACAUACACGGGGUAGUAUGUGUAUCCGAUCGGUGCGACCACAACAGGACGCGCCACGGCAGGUCGGACGUACGAGACUGGUGUGACUGGGCGGUACGGGACUUGAGAAGGAGCGACGGCAGGGCGAGGCACCGGCCCAGCUGGAGGCCGCGGGGCAGGAGCUGGUGCAGGUCGAGGUGCUGGAGCGGGUGCAGGUCGAGGUGCUGGAGCCGGUGCAGGUCGAGGUGCAGGGGCCGGUCGAGGCGCUGGAACCGGCCUAGCGCCACCACCUCCACCCGGCCUGCCACCUCUACCACCCAUGGCGGCCACUUGGCCGACGAGACGACGAAAGUAUUGGGACCACGAGCUGCUCGAAUGUUCAACGACGGUCUGGGUAUCUGUGUGGGGGGCAACAAGAGCCGCGACAACGAGCAGAAAGACCAGGACAAGGUGUUUCAUGGUCGAUGUGUGAGCGAUCGGGAAAUGAAUUGUUACAGGUGGGACGGUCGUGGCAAUUCUAGGCAAGACUACUCGUGCGUUCCCAGGUGCUCUGGCGGCAUGCGCUCGUUCCUUCAGGUGUCCAAC
Aphanomyces invadans is the source of this 2015-nucleotide messenger RNA. RefSeq lists its product as hypothetical. The transcript has a single exon. The coding region runs from base 841 to 1275 and encodes 144 amino acids. NCBI's taxonomy places the organism in Eukaryota, Oomycota, Saprolegniomycetes, Saprolegniales, Verrucalvaceae. The record is from RefSeq and is a predicted model, not a curated record.